AUGAAGAAUCCCAGAGUACAUACGACGAAGAGAUAUCAACGUAAUCGGAUGCGUCCACGAGAGGAGUACGAUGCAGACGUACACUGGAGAGCAAGUACCAGGAGUUCAGCUGACCCGUCUGUGGUGAAUGAGGAGAGAGCACUGAGACUGUCACUGCAGGUCUUUGAUGUCGAAUUUGAAGAACUGCCCAAGACCUGCGCAAGCAUCGUUGAACGACUUGCAGAGUGCCAGGAUGUGCGCGUUAAGAGAGCGCAAGGGGAAUUAGCAGAGAAGAUCGCGCGAGCACGAAAAAUGGCCGAGGAAAGAGAGCGGGAGCAGUUAGUACGACGAAGGGCCAAUGAAGCAAGAGAACGGAUCGAAAUGGAGUCCGCGGCUCGCGAAAAACGAAAACAAAAAGAGACCAGGGCAAAAGACAGGAGUAGACUGGGCGAAUUUUUUCUCUCGGAUUUGAGAGACGGUUCAGACGAGAUCAGGUUCGACAAAUACACAAGGGUUGUCGCGUUGGGAUCUGAUGAGGAGUUCCUGUUUGGCGGUUGUGACUACGCUCUCGCAUUUGAUUACAACGACACAUACUUCACCAGUGGGAUGAUAGAAAGUUUACAUGACAGGCUAGAAAGCCGGGCACCUCACCACCCGCCAAAGGUGGAUGCGACACUGGGGAGUGCUGGACAAUAUCAAGUUCGCUUUGCCAAUGGAACUUCGCAAUUUCGCUUUUGGGACAAAUCUCUAAAUGUCCUCGGAUUGGGUGGCGUUGGGCGAGGAUGAAGAAUCCGAUGGCAUAUACGUAGUAAGGUGUAAUAAGACUAAAGGCCUUGCGUGGGGUGGUCACGGUGACUUUCCUAACAGACUAAUGCACAAUCUUCGAGAAUACGAGAAUGACAUUUAGGUCCCAGCGGGGAGUGGUUUGUUGCAUUCAAAUCCGGGUUUACCGAAUCGGGAGGCUACGAGGGUAUUAUAAGCAGCCAUCUGAAUUAUAUAAAAAGUAAGGGGAUGCAUGUUCGUCACAUCGUAUGGGGCCGUGAUCAGAGACAUGUGAUCCGAUUCUCAGACUAUGCGGGGCCAUUUUAAGUGGUCUGCGAAAGAAGUUUUGAACAUGAACACUUUUUACUGGUGCGUGAAUUCAACGCUUCUGGAAAAAAAAUCCGCUCAGCGAGUUGCGCCUGUUUCUAAUGUCGCCAUUUCGCUGGACCUAUAUCUACAGCCGCACUUUGAAUAAAUGGGUUGUAUCAUCCCAAGAUAUGGAGAGGAAAGUAUUGCGCAAAUAUAUCAGUGGUCGAACAGGUCGGCGCAGAGCGGUCGCGAAUGUAAAAUCACUCGAUUGGAAAGGAGCGCAAACCUGUGGCUCCCAAAGUAUUGGCUUAUAACAAAUAAUUAAUUGUCUUUGAGAACCCAAAAAGCAUUUGCCGUUAAUGAGUGUUCAUGAAACAUAUAUUAUACCUUAAAUACUAACCAAUACUAUUCAGGGUAGAGAUGGGGUCAGAUGCCCAGACUGUAGUUCCAGCGACCACCCCGCGAAGAAAACUGGGGGAGCCAUGAAACUGUAGUUUUUUGGGAGAAUGCAUUGACCAGAGUGAUUAAUAAUUUCAUGAUUACUGAAGCAACGUGCUCAACAGUCGUUCGUGAAUCAUGCAGAUAGGCUGUUCACUCAUGUCGUUCCACAUUGGAAAUACUAGGGAUACGACUACAAAUUGUAAUUCUUGUACACCUAUACAUACAAUUCUCGUACCUGUGAGCCAACAACAUGUUUCUACGUUUGCAUUACAAAGACAGCCAGAAUGAACCUUAUCUCCGAGUUGUUGACUAUUCGCCGCGUCGGUUGUUUGAGAAAACGUGUUAUGAUAAAUUCAUCUUGUCAAAAAAGCUCAUCCAGAAGUAAAAAGAUAAAGUGACAGGAAGGAGUCUAGCUGAACAGUUAUAAACGUUUAUUAUUAAGAUCGAUUCCCGUUUUAUUGCGGCGAUGUCUCAUCACCCGUAUCAGUGGGUCAGCUUUUGAAAGUUUUACAGGGGAGGCGGAGUAUUUCUAAAAGAGAACAGAUUGUGUGCAUUCCUUCUUGCAUCUACUAUUUGUAUUUGUUUUUGAUUUGGUUCUCUUUAUGCUACAAAAAC
This is a messenger RNA of Sphaeroforma arctica JP610, 2106 nucleotides long. RefSeq lists its product as hypothetical. The coding region runs from base 1 to 765 and encodes 254 amino acids. NCBI's taxonomy places the organism in Eukaryota, Ichthyosporea, Ichthyophonida. The record is from RefSeq and is a predicted model, not a curated record. The transcript has 2 exons.